Molecule: messenger RNA, 426 nt
Organism: Babesia microti strain RI
Lineage: Eukaryota; Apicomplexa; Aconoidasida; Piroplasmida; Babesiidae
Product: Clathrin adaptor complex small chain
Exons: 1
Coding region: 1-426 (141 amino acids)
Biological process (GO): protein transport; clathrin-dependent endocytosis
Cellular component (GO): AP-2 adaptor complex; intracellular membrane-bounded organelle
Molecular function (GO): clathrin-cargo adaptor activity
Source: RefSeq, a predicted model, not a curated record
AUGAUUAGAGUGCUACUAUUUCAAAACAUGCAUGGUGACACUAGGCUAUCCAAGUGGUACAUAAAUUAUAGCCUAGCAGAGAGGAGGAAGAUUGAAAAGGAAAUUUAUCAAAUUGUAAUUAGGAGACAAAAGAAAUGGUCAAAUGCCAUUGAGUAUAAUGGUUACAAAUUGGUAUAUCGCCAGUAUGCUGGGUUGAUAAUUUGUGCCUGUAUUGACCCCAAUGAAAACCCCUUGGCAAUAUUUGAAAUGAUCCACCUAUUUGUGGAAAUAAUGGAUCUACACUUUGGCGACGUUUGUGAAUUGGAUAUCGUCUACAACUUCAUACAAGUACAUGCACUGUUGGAUGAAUUUAUAUUAGCCGGAAGUUUAGCUGAGACUUGCAAGAACGAAGUAGUGGCUAGAGCUAAGAAAAAUGAGAAGUUAUAA